Messenger RNA from Batrachochytrium dendrobatidis JAM81, 1323 nucleotides. RefSeq lists its product as uncharacterized. Gene Ontology annotation, cellular component: cytoplasm. Bases 5 to 1165 code for a protein of 386 amino acids. Lineage: Eukaryota; Fungi; Chytridiomycota; Chytridiomycetes; Rhizophydiales. The record is from RefSeq and is a predicted model, not a curated record. Gene Ontology annotation, molecular function: electron-transferring-flavoprotein dehydrogenase activity; flavin adenine dinucleotide binding. The transcript has 2 exons.
CAACAUGUCAAACGCUCAAAAGAACAUUGUCAUUGUUGGUGGUUCUUAUGGUGGCAAUACUGUUGCUACGUUACUGAUGAAGAUGUGUGCUGCCAACGGCAUUAGCAUCACUCUUAUUGACAAGUAUGAAAAACGGUUCAACAUUGUUGGCACCCCUCGUGGGUUGGUGGAUGCCUCAUUUGGCCCUAAGCAGUUUUUUGGCUGGGAGGGAUUCUUUAGUAAGCCUGAGAUGGGCAGGUUUGUUCAUGGCCUAGUGGUGUCGGUUCUGCCCACCGAAGUUAUUCUUGAAUCUGGUGAGCAUAUUUCAUACGACUAUCUAGUAUAUGCUGCAGGGAGUUCAUAUGGGAGUGUCGGGACCGCUCUAUCUUUGUCAAUUGCCGAGCAUCAAAGCUAUCUCAAACAAGUGUCCGAUCAGGUAUCCAAGGCCAACCAGAUCCACAUUAUUGGAGGUGGUGCAUACGGUGUUGAGCUUGCAGCCGAAAUCCGAUACAUGUACAAGACCAAGAAGGUCGUUUUGAUUCAUUCACAAAGCCAGCUUGCAUUUGGAGAUACUUCUGCUAAUCUUCAUGUUCGUGCUUUAAAAAAGCUUACUGAUCUUGGUGUUAAUGUUGUUCUUGAAGAGAAAGUAACCAGCGAGUCAGCAGAGACCAUGCAGGCAGGGAUCAAAACAGGCACACACACACUAACCACUCAAAACAACAAGACCUUCGAGUCUGAUCUAACCAUUUUCACCAUUGGGUUUGGAACACCCAACUCGGGUGCCAUGUCUACACUUCCUGCAACAUCCGUAGAUAAGCCACAUCUCAACAGUCGUGGAUUGGUUCUUGUCAAGAAGACCUUGCAGUUGAUGGACGAUCAGUAUCCAUGUAUUUUUGCAUUAGGAAACGUAGCUGCUACUGGUGCACCUCUAACUGCAAUUUCGGUCAAACAGCAGGCCAGUGUCGUAGCGGAUAACAUUAGUCUGCUGAUUGCAUCUAAACCGCUUAAAGAGUUUAAUCCAGCCAAGCAAAACAUGAUUGUUGUUACAAUAGGACCUAAAGAUGCUGUUGCAGAAAUUCCAUACAUGUUUAAUUUCCUGGCAGAUAUAGCUGGCACAAAGAUGAAGUCGUCCUACAUGUUCAACGACAUGGUUGCCAAGGAGAAUCGUGCACCAUUUGUAGCCUAGUUUAGCCAUUUUAACUAAAUACACAGGCUAAGAAGUCGCUGUGAUAAGCUGUUCUUGAUCAAAGUACGCUUCCUGAUUUAUCGCUCUUGCCGAGUAAGACUAACAGGGAAUCUGAAGUAAAUUACAGCCAUGUUCAAAAUGAAUCGUUUUUGAAUUUA